Molecule: messenger RNA, 648 nt
Organism: Rotaria sp. Silwood2
Lineage: Eukaryota; Metazoa; Rotifera; Eurotatoria; Philodinida; Philodinidae
Source: the annotation of a GenBank genome assembly
AUGCUGUUUUGUUUAUGGGCGCCAUUAGCUGCUACCGAAGGUUGGUUAGCGCUGGAGCCAAACUAUCGAGGAUCAACAGGAUAUGGCGAUCAGUUUCUUGGCGAAAUUCGCUAUCAUCCAUUAACUCGGCCUGGAAGAGAUAUUCUGUCAGGCAUUAGUAGUUUAAUUGAAGAUGGUAUCAUUGAUCGGAAUCGUGUCACCAUUGGAGGUCAUAGCUAUGGAGGUUUUCUAACGAAUUGGCUGAUAACGCAAACGACACAGUUUAAUGCUGCUCUCUCAGGUGCAGGAUCGAUUGAGCAAGCAUCUUUGUGGGGUACCAUGGACCUUAAUUCGCUUAUCGAUUAUAUUUGGGGUGGAUCUCCAUGGAAUUCAUCAAAUGCCUAUAUAGAAGAAUCACCAAUUUAUCAGUUUGGCAAAGUACGCACACCAACACUUAUUGUGACUGCAGAAGAUGAUGUACGUGUUCCUGUCAGCCAAGGUUAUAUACUGGAACGUGCACUCCGUUACCUCAAUGUACCUGUGCAAUUAUUAAUUUUCCCAAAUGAAGGACAUUCGAUGGCAAAUAAUCCGUGGCAUAUAAAAAUUAAAGUUCGUGAAGAACUAAAAUGGUUACGACAAUAUGGUCACACAGCUUUCGUAAAAACGUAA